AUGAUAGCUUCAAUUGGUAUCCUCCAUAUCACAUAUAUCCCUUUCACACAGCACGCACUAAGGUACAUCGAUGCAUUUUAUACGGCUUGUCAGAUUGGUCUUGCAUAUGACCUUCUACUUGUACGUGAGCUGAGAGCUUUGAAAGUGAUUCGCAGGAAGCGUCAAGGGCUGCAAGAUUUGUACUAUUGGCAACAUUCACCGAAACAAUUUUCAUUGCAAACAGUACUUUGGGCAUUCGACCUCUCCACAAAUUGGCGCGGUAUUGAAUGGUAUGAUUCCUUGCAACUCAACCAGCUUCCCCCGGCUUUGCGAAAUCUAGUAAAGGGCUAUGGAGCUGCGGUGACAGUUAGGCCUGGUGCCUUGCGGUUCUGGCCAUAUUCAAACCAGGAGCAGUUUCUUUGUGAUGCAAUCAAGGUGUUAGCCCGAGGAUACUUUCUUCUUGACACUUUUGAGUAUAUUGGGACGAAGGGAUCUACAUGGCUGGAAAGACGCAUGUCUACUGCAGGUUAUAGCCACGAUUGUUAUGGCAAUAUGCUGCUAGAGCCGAUUAUUUGGGGCAAUAUCGCAGCGCUGAAUGCCGGUUGGCUUCUACUCUACGUCUAUGCUGGAUUGACAAUGCUGUAUACGAGUGCAACUUUGAUUAUGGUCUACUUAUUUGGUUUGGAUCUAUGGAUGUUUCCUCCGCUCUUCGGUUCUGGUCAGGGUCUCCGAGUGUUCAAAGUCAGUGCUAUGACCGGUGCGGACUGGCACAACCUUUUGAAACGAGGUCUACUCUCCAUUUCCCAAUCUAUUGUGAGGAAGAUCGACCCUAACGGCGCUCUCGACCAUUUCACUAUAUGCGUCUCAUUUCUCAUUUCGGGCGUCAUCCAUGGAGUAGCAUGCUGGGCCUGGGCCGGGCAUGGAAGAAUGGCCGCGCUCACUGUUUUUCUACCACCAUCACAACAGUAUCACCAGGCCGGUUGGGGUCACGAUUAA
Aspergillus alliaceus is the source of this 975-nucleotide messenger RNA. RefSeq lists its product as uncharacterized. The record is from RefSeq and is a predicted model, not a curated record. Bases 1 to 975 code for a protein of 324 amino acids. Lineage: Eukaryota; Fungi; Ascomycota; Eurotiomycetes; Eurotiales; Aspergillaceae. The transcript is spliced from 3 exons.